Molecule: messenger RNA, 1299 nt
Organism: Suricata suricatta (meerkat)
Lineage: Eukaryota; Metazoa; Chordata; Mammalia; Carnivora; Herpestidae
Gene: C12H20orf173
Product: chromosome 12 C20orf173 homolog
Exons: 5
Coding region: 15-1010 (331 amino acids)
Molecular function (GO): beta-galactoside (CMP) alpha-2,3-sialyltransferase activity
Source: RefSeq, a predicted model, not a curated record
GACACGGGACCCACAUGUGUUAUCUCUCUGUCCUCGAAUCUGGCAUCCCAGGGACAGCCAGGGUCCUCUUUGAAGGAGAGCAAAUGGAUAUGGAAGCAGGAGAUGAUAGAUUAAGAGGAGGCGUGGCAUGGACGGUUGGGGAGCCAUGGAGGCCAAUGGGACAGAGAGAUGCUGGAGCCUCAGCUCCCCCUUCUUCCCAGUCCCAGGUAGAGAAGUCAGUCUGCUGCCUGCCAGGAGACCUGUCAUCUGGGCUGAACAUGAAGCGCUUGUGGCAGAUUUCUGUCCUGUGGGGUUUCUGGGUGCUCAUCUCGUGGCUGAUAACCCCCUGCCUGGAUCCCAAUCCUGAAUCAGCACCCCAGGGAAAGCUGAUGGUCUUGGUACCAGGGUAUUGCAACUGCCCUUGGUUCCAAUUCAGGAAAAGUGGCUGCCCGUCUGAGACUCUAAACUCCUCCCUCUGCUACCAAAGAGUUGGAGAGUGGGGCUGGUUUGCUGAAUGCUUUCAGAAGACGGUGGAGUACCUGACGAUGGGGGCCACAGAGUCCAUGACCCCUGAUGCUGUGCUCUGGUGGCUGGGUAUCAACUCAGUGAGUGGGCUUGGCAAAAUGUGGGAAAAGGUGUUCAAGGUGAUUCACAGACCCUCGGUGAGCCACUUCCAUCUCUACUGUGGAACUUGUACUUUGUUGGGGAACUCCAAGAUACUGCAGGGCUCUGGACUUCGCAACAAUGUCAACCAAUGGACCGCAGCCUUCAGGAUGAACCCAGACCCUGUCCAGAGCACUGAGAUCAUGGGAAACCAAACCACAGGACGCUUCAUCUCUCCCGGGAAGGCCAGCAGCCAGGGCUCUUGGAGACAGCCGGUGCUGCCGCUGAAGCUUUCUGGGCUGGCAUGGACUUCAGAUGCUCCAAGUAUAACCAGGACAGCUGGCUGGAUGACCAGGGUCAGUAUGCAUCCUUCGGGCUCAUGGCUCUGUUCUGUGCCUUGCACAUCUGUGACCAGGGUCACACGCUGAACUUCUUGGUGUUCCCUGAACACCAGCUGCCUUCUGUCUUUUCACACACUGCUGCCUCUGACUGGAAUGCCCUUCUCUUGUGUCCCUGGGGAAUUCUCUCUUCCUCUAAUAUGAUGAGGAGCGGCUGGUUGAUACUAUUUUCUGGGCUCGGAGGGUCCCUCUGUGUGUUCAGAGUAUGUCUUCCCUGGAGAUGAGCUCUGUUCUCCCCCCACUCCAGGAGGCAAUCUGUCACACUUGAUGUUGAAUGAGGGGAGCUGAGACAGACAGGAUUCAGCCUACUGACACAUAC